UAUAUGGUGUGCCGAAACAGUCACUUAUCUCGUUCAUAGCUCCCGGGGCUCUAAUAAUGGUCGCCUAUUUCGCCACAACUGUUAUGACAUGUCAUCUGUUGAUUAAAGAGAGAAGCGAUGGUUUAGUAGAGAGAAGUCUUGUGGCGGGAGUCACACCAUUUGAGUUCAUAUUAUCGCACAUUAUAUUACAGACCCUAUUGUUGGCCAUUCAGGUCGGCCUCAAACUGAUGGUCGCGUUCCUUGUCUUCGCGAUACCCAACAGCGGAUCCAUUGUUUCGGCGGUUACUCUGACUUUUCUUCAGGGACUCUGCGGUCUAAUGUUUGGUCUAAUGAUAUCUGCCGUCUGUCACGACGAGAUAUACGCAAACACUUUAGGAAUCGGUGCCUUCUUUCCCAGUGUUAUGAUUGGAGGAAUAUUCUGGCCGUUGGAAAGUAUGCCGACUGCCCUCCGAUACAUCAGUCAAACGCUUCCCUCAACGCUAGCCAUCGAGACUUUGCGCUGUAUUUUGUUGAGGGGUUGGGGUCUCGACAGGAGUCAAGUGUUGAUCGUUUUA
This is a messenger RNA of Medioppia subpectinata, 554 nucleotides long. The record is from the annotation of a GenBank genome assembly. Lineage: Eukaryota; Metazoa; Arthropoda; Arachnida; Sarcoptiformes; Oppiidae.